UGCCACAUAUACAGACAGACAGGCAAGGUGCUUGUAUUGGAUGGCUGUUUUUCGACUGACUGCUGGCUGAGUGAGUGGUGGUGGUCGUCGUCGUUCACCAAUAAGCUUGUGACUUAUAAACAGAGAGUAAUUGAAUGUCUGAGAAAGAGAGACAGAGAGAGAUGACUAGAUAGAUAAAAAUAGAGAGACAGCGAAAGAGAGGGAGAGAGAGCGAGAUUGUUUAAUAAAAGACUGUGAAACGGUUGUGAUCAGAGCGACCACCUGGCAAGCAUCACAACUGCCGCCACAAUUCGCAGACUGUCUCUUGUUUGGCUUUACAAACUAAAACCAUCUUUAAUUCUCAGCAUCAUCAUCAUCGUCGUCAUCAUUAACAACAAUAGCACCAAUCACGCAUAUUGUCUGCAAGAUCCCUCUCGCCACGACAACAACAAUUUCGGAUUUUUAUUACUUGGAUUGUGGUGGGCUUUUAUUUUUCUGGUCAAUCCUUCCGCAAUAACUACCUCCCUUUUGAUGCCACACAUACAAUAUCUUCUAAAAGAUCGACUUUUAAUCCCCCAACCAAAUAUAUGUAUACAGAUAAACGCAUACACACAUAUGUAUAUUCUCUAAAAGUGACUAAAAACGAAGAAUACACACUCUUUCUAUAAAGCUUCCCAGAUUGAAAUUCAACGUUCUUUUAAACCAAUGUCUUCAUAUUAAUCUUUAAUGGAUCUUUGAACACCUUAUUCAUUUCGAUUCUUGCUAUUCUCAAUUUCCUCCUUUAUUAUUCUCCGGCAAUACACUUAAAACUGUUAAUUCUUGGAGUGAAAAUAUUUUUAUAUGGCCCUGACUGCUUAUUUUCGCUUAUCUCGCAAUGUCUUUACUGGCUCCAUUCAUUGAAGUGUAGUCGCAUGUACGUUUAUCUCAGCAGAAUCUGUUUAUCAACAAUCUCCGUACUUCUACACCAGAUCUACAGUUGCUAUUUUACAUUCUUCUGGUUUGUUUUAGUGCUACUGUUGUUUAAUUAUUUAUCAUCAUUAUUACUAAUAACCCCCUAUCUCGUUUUUAUCCCCCAUUACGUAUUUACCCCACCCCUUCAUUCUAUAGAAUUUAACUCUAUGAUUCCUCUUCCUGAAGUGGUUGACUAAAUGUAUAAUUAGUGUUACACACGCUACACGAGGUCUUUCUUCGCCAGUUAAUGUUUUCCCUCUCUAAUUCUCAAACACAGAACACAUGCUGGGUCCGCCUAUUUCUCGUUUCCUUACAGACUUCAUUGAAACGAUUUUAACCCCUAUUUAAUUAAACAACAGUUUGGUUGUAACUGUGAUGGAAUCAGAAUUACUUUUACGAAGACUUGUUGCAAUGGAUCUCUUAUAAAUUUACAAAUUCUUUUUUAAAAAACCAAACUCGCAAACUAAAACACUAAACCUGAAAAUCCUUAGGCGUCGAGGACCUUACCGUUGGCUCUUCGUCACGCAUUCCAAAUGUGGGGCGAAAAGAACUCAUUGUUGCUGUUAAAUUCUUACCUUUAACGUUUUAUAUACCGUUAACUCUUCGUCAUUAUAUUUUUCUAAUUCUUUUCGUAUCUGAUUUUCGCCUGAAUACAUUGUUUAACGGUUGUUGUUUUAAAAGGUAUUUUUAAAGAUCAUAUUUGUCUUCCAUCAUUGCAAGAUAUUGUUGCAAAUCGACAUAAUAACUGUUCUGUGAUAAUUUUUAUAAACUAUAAAUUCCUCGUUAUUUAGUCAGCGAGUUGAAUGGAACCAAUUAAAGCCCCAAAACCGAACCCUAUGACAAUUCGAAAACGAACGGAUCUCAAAAUUAGUUAACACGUUUCUUUUUUCCUACAGGUCUUUCUGGUGUGGGUAGUGUUCAAUAAAAACCCACACGUUUAGAUGGUGUAUAAAGAUUUCAAAUAUAUAUAUAUAUACAUAUACAUCUGUAUGUACCCCCAUCCCUUAAAUAACUUGCAAAUGAGUCUUUAAGUUUCGUGCAAAAAAAAAUUUUUUAAAGCCCUCAACAAGGAAAAAAAUUCUUGUUUUCCCCGUUUCGCACAUCUCACAGGUGCCUCUACAAAUCUCUGUUUCUCUCUGUCCCUAUCAGUACUUCACCAUCAGGUACCCCUCAUUUGGUUUUAGAGACUGACUGUCCGUGGUGGGAGCUAGAUGGCUGAAGUGACCAGUCCCCUUUCACCCAACAGAAGUCACGGCCACGAAUCUGUUGGCAAGCGCUGUUCGGAUCGGCUCCAACAAUCCGGAUUUGAAGGUUUUACCAUGGCUGACUACCUUAUAACUGGUGGGAUAGGUUAUGUGCCUGAUGAUGGACUUACAGGAGCUCAGCUUUUUGGCAAUGGAGAUGGACUGACAUACAAUGACUUUUUAAUUCUUCCAGGUUUUAUAGAUUUCACAGCAGAUGCAGUGGAAUUAACUUCUGCUCUGACCAAGAAGAUCACGCUGAAGGCACCUUUAGUGUCGUCACCAAUGGACACAGUCACCGAGUCUCAAAUGGCAAUUGCUAUGGCGCUGUGUGGUGGUGUAGGCGUGAUACAUCAUAAUUGUACACCACAAUUCCAAGCAAACGAAGUGCGUAAAGUUAAGAAAUACGAGCAAGGUUUCAUUCUUGAUCCAGUUGUGAUGUCACCUCAACAUACAGUACGAGAUGUUGUGGAAGCAAAAAAGAAAUUCGGUUUCUCAGGUAUUCCAAUCACUGAGAAUGGUAGCAUGGGGCAGAAACUGGUUGGUUUGGUCACGCAGAGAGACAUAGAUUUCUUAACACCUGAUGAAUAUCAUACAAAACUUCAAGAUGUGAUGACCAGAUAUGAAGACCUUGUUGUUGCCUUUGAGGGACUCACUCUGAAAGAAGCCAACCAAAUUCUACAGAAGAGCAAAAAAGGCAAAUUACCAAUUUUGAAUAAAGAAUCUGAGCUGGUAGCAUUGAUAGCACGUACAGACACAAAGAAGAACCGAGAAUUUCCACUUGCUUCGAAAGAUGACAAGAAACAACUUCUUGUAGGUGCUGCAAUAAGUACACAGGAUAGUGACUACAGUAGACUGGAGCAACUUGUCCAAGCCGGAGUAGAUUUUAUUGUUUUGGAUUCUUCCCAGGGAAAUUCCAUUUUCCAAAUCAAUAUGAUCCGGGCAAUCAAACAAAAGCAUCCGGAACUACAAGUUGUUGGUGGAAAUGUGGUGACAGCUGCCCAAGCAAAAAACCUUAUUGAUGCUGGUGUAGAUUCUUUACGUGUUGGUAUGGGAAGUGGUUCCAUUUGCAUCACGCAGGAAGUGAUGGCUGUUGGUCGUCCUCAAGGGACAGCUGUAUAUAAAGUUGCUGAAUAUGCUCGACGCUUUGGUAUACCUGUGAUUGCAGAUGGUGGGAUUUCCACUGUUGGCCAUUGUAUAAAGGCUUUAUCUUUAGGAGCAUCGACUGUAAUGAUGGGGUCAUUACUUGCUGGUACCAGUGAGGCCCCUGGAGAAUACUUUUUUGCCGAUGGAGUUCGUUUAAAGAAAUACAGAGGCAUGGGAUCACUCGAUGCUAUGGAGAAACACAAAAGUAGCCAGAGCAGAUAUUUUAGUGAAAGUGAUAAACUGAAGGUGGCCCAAGGUGUUUCAGGUUCAAUUGUUGAUAAAGGCUCCAUUCAUAAGUUUGUACCAUAUUUAAUAUCUGGUGUGCAGCAUGGUUGUCAAGAUAUUGGUGCUAAAAGUCUUUCUGCAUUGAGAUCCAUGAUGUAUUCCGGUGAGCUUAAAUUUGAACGUCGGACGUCUGCUGCUCAAGUCGAGGGAGGUGUACAUGGCUUGCAUUCUUGUGUGCAUGGUGUUGACCAACAUGUCCCUAAGUUACAUGUGGAGUCGAUGAUGACGUGAACAACAAACUGUUUGCUAUGAAAAACGGUUAUUUUAGGACCCAGAUGAAUUUGCAAUCUGCUCAAGUAUGAAUCAUCAUCAUGUUUCCAUUAGUAUUUGGUUCCGCACCGUUUGUCACCAAUUCGAAAUCAGUGGUAUGGAUAUAUAUACUACAACCGUUGACCAUUAACACUAACAAGACGCCCAAGUUUUCUUUUGGCUGCAUCGUUUGGAACGCUCUGCAGUUGGUUCACUACACCUGCUUUAUCCACAUCAAACAUCCAUGCUCAACUCGUAUCCAUAUUUUAAAAAUGAAAUAAAAAUAAAAUGUUUAAAAAAAAUCGAUCAAUUUUUAAUAUUUUUCCCUAGAAUUUCAACUUAUUUAGCUACAAAAAAAAAACAGGAAUUAAAAAAAUUCCUCUCUUUGUAAUUGUAAAAAAUCCUGUAAAUAAAUAAAUAUAUAUAUUUUGAA
Molecule: messenger RNA, 4284 nt
Organism: Octopus bimaculoides (California two-spot octopus)
Lineage: Eukaryota; Metazoa; Mollusca; Cephalopoda; Octopoda; Octopodidae
Product: inosine-5'-monophosphate dehydrogenase 1b
Biological process (GO): GTP biosynthetic process
Cellular component (GO): cytoplasm
Molecular function (GO): IMP dehydrogenase activity
Source: RefSeq, a predicted model, not a curated record